Sphaerulina musiva SO2202 is the source of this 1307-nucleotide messenger RNA. RefSeq lists its product as uncharacterized. Bases 41 to 595 code for a protein of 184 amino acids. Gene Ontology annotation, cellular component: GINS complex. The transcript has 3 exons. Gene Ontology annotation, biological process: mitotic DNA replication initiation. Lineage: Eukaryota; Fungi; Ascomycota; Dothideomycetes; Mycosphaerellales; Mycosphaerellaceae. The record is from RefSeq and is a predicted model, not a curated record.
GACCACCUCACCCCCAUGGCUACCUGACGUACCCUUCAACAUGACCGGCUAUUACUCGCCUGCGUCUAUCCUGACAGAGUCGCAGAAAGUGCGCACGACGUUCGAGCUGGCCCUGGACAGUCAGCUGUCGGCCACGCUGAACAAUGGCAACGCGAUUGAACCCGGCACACAGAUCCAUCUCCCCAUCUGGCUCGGCCAAUUCCUCCAUGUCUCUGAGCCUGGCGGUGUUGGGACAGGAUCCAUCGCUUCAGUGGACAUGCCGAACGCGUUGGGAAAGAGAGUCAUCAACGCCAUGAGCGCGGAUCCGAAGAGCGUGGACGUGAGGGCGCAGGCGCAAUACUUCUAUGGCCUCGCAGAGAAGAUGCUCGAGACUCAGGUCAACGAUGAGCUUUCUGAUUGCUUGAUCGAUUCUUUCAAGCAACGCUCACUAGAGAUUGCGGAUAAAGCGCAGAACCUUCGUCAGACUCAGAAGACUGGGGGAAGUGACGAGUUCCUGAGAGGCUGCGAUGAUACGGAGGUGAUGGUCUAUAAAUCUGCACAUGAGGCUACCAAGGCUGUAAAAGCCUUCUUCGACGCCGAGUCUCAUCGGCUUUGAAGCGGCAUCGAUCUUUUCUGCCUUUCUCUGUCGCGCACGGGAAGUUCUUGCACUCCGAGAUCCAAUCCCGCUCCCUUGCACUGUCCAUUGCACUGCAGCCUUCGUUCGAAGCCUGGACAGAGCAUUCGUGGACCUGGUAUCAAUUGCCACUCUCACACUGGAAUCGAGACCUACUCGAAAUGCCGCGUUGGCUUGCUGCCACGACGCCACUCAGGCCUUGUGAUCAAUGAGGUUACGCCACCAGUCCAUUUGAUGAUCCGUGGCCCGAGAAUGGAAGCUGACGUCGGCGCUUUCUAACUCGUGUCCAUGUCUGAUUCUUGUGCAGCAGAUUAGGUCUGUAGGUAUGCUUCUCUACUGCAGAGAAAACAUCGAAGAAACGCCUCGAUACCUGCAUACUGUACUCGACGAGAGAAGCUAUAGGACUCUUAUGUGAAUGAAUAUCUUCAGACUUGGAUCCAGGCCUCUCUCUCAAACAUCGAAAACCCUGACACAACCAGAGCAUCCCCGAUUGAUGUACAGUGUCGGCUGGAGAAGUCAGCAGAGCGUUGUAAACGUACUUCAGGAGACAAUCGAGCAUUGUGGAGCGAAUUGGUCUUGCUCAUUUCUGCACCUCGUAACUAGCUACCGCUAUCAUCAUUGCUUUUCGUACGUAGGCCUACGAACUUCCAUUACACCCUUGUGCCAUCCAACCCAUUUCCAAGAUUACCAUCAC